Molecule: messenger RNA, 948 nt
Organism: Physella acuta
Lineage: Eukaryota; Metazoa; Mollusca; Gastropoda; Physidae
Source: RefSeq, a predicted model, not a curated record
CGCGAGACUGCGGCGAGACGAGAGCUGGCCAGACUUUUUGACCGGUCCGAGAAUUCGCUCUUCACAGCGCGAGAGAGGCGAGGUGAUAUCUCAAUUGAGUAGUUAGACGGUCGGCUCUUCUGUGCGGCUCACUGCGAUCAUCGUUCAUUUUGCGGCUCAGAGCUCAGUUUUUAAAAGUUUCUAAGCCAUCUCCUAGUGCGGGAUAAACCAGCCGCUAGUGACUACCCCAUAUUUGAUCCCCUCUAACAACGAAGUGUCGAGCGCACCCAGAAAUGGCAAGUCUGGUCAUGAGAAACACGGUGCUGGUGCUGGUGCUAGUGGUGCUGCUGGGCGCCCCGAGCUCGGCCUACUGGAAGAAGUGGUACAACAGCGAGUCCCCAAAGUACUGGAGCCUGAGGAGUGGAGCGUGUUCGGGAUCUGGCCAGCCGUGCUCCAGAGACAAACGCUGCUGCCAUCACCACGACACCUGUCUGACGUCACGACAGGAAGUCUACGACUCGCUGGUCGUGACAACUUUCUGCCGAGAUGUGAGACUGGACCAGGAGUAUGGCGCCCCACUGAAGGAGGACGGUCAACCAUGCAGCGACAGCAUCCAGUGCCAGAACAUGUGUUGCCGUGAGUACCGUGGUGCCGGCUUCGGCGUGCGUGCGGUGUGCGGCACACAAAGCGACAGCAUCAUGAACUCGUACACCUGCAUCACCAGCGCACGAUAAAACAAAACCUAUCCACCUUUUUGUUUUUACCUCUCAUAUCUUCUACACAGCAAGCCGCCAGUUCCUUGCAGUAAAAAAAAAACAUUAAAAAAUUAAUCAACGAAACAAUUUAAAGGUUUUGGAAAGCUUUUGUUAGAAAUAAAAUAAUAUUAUAGAAAUUAAUUAUUUUAUCUCGAAUUUUUAGACUUUUAAACAUUUAAGUUCAUAAUUUUUUAUCAUUAAACGUGUAUUUUGA